Molecule: messenger RNA, 1284 nt
Organism: Paramecium tetraurelia
Lineage: Eukaryota; Ciliophora; Oligohymenophorea; Peniculida; Parameciidae
Exons: 4
Source: RefSeq, a predicted model, not a curated record
AUGGUUUAUUCAAUUGGUUAAGCCAAAAGAUCAGAUCCUGCUCUCAAAACAAUUGCACCUGCUCCCAAUGCCUAUCUUCCAAAAUUGGUAUCCAAAAUGCAAGCUCCUCAAUGGACUAUCGGAGGAGCAGCCUAAAGGGCAGGCAGAUCAACAUCAAUAGGACCUGGACCAGGACAAUAUGGAUACGAAUCUAAAAUAGCAAAUGGACCAAAAUACACCAUAAGUGGAAAACAUGAAUUGAAACAAGUUUCAUAAUCUCCAGGACCAGGAAACUACGAUGAUGAAAGCUUCAGUUCUGUUUACAAAAAAUAGCCCAUGUAUACUCUCGGUCUAAAACAUCAUACAUCCUAAAAGGAUAUCAUGCCUGGUCCUGGACAGUAUGAUUUAAACAGUUCUUACAUCUCUAACAACUCAAUUAAAUUUCCAACCCAACCAAGAUUAACCUCUCUGGAAGGCGGAAUAUCUCCUGGACCUGGAUGUAAAUUAGAAUAUUAUUUCUAGAAUACAAUAUUGACAAGGCUGUCAAGUUGUUACAAGAGAAAUCUUAACCUUCUUGGGAAAUAAGACUUAUAACCAGGACCUGGAGCAUACCAUUUAAAGAGUCUACUCAAUUUAUCCAAAAACUUCACAAUCAAAUAGAAACUGGGUACUAAAGAUUACAGCUCAACUCAACCUGGUCCUGGAGCUUAUGAUUAAGAUAUUUCAACAAUCAAAUCCAAUUAUCCAUCCUAUAAGAUUGGUUCUGAAUUGAGGAGCUCAUCAAAUCUAAUGGAUAAAUUGGUGCCUGGACCUGGAAAAUAUUAUAAGGAGAGUUUGGAUAGUCUAAGUUCUUUAUAGAAGUCAGCUCCGUCCUUCAAGAUGCCUCAAGCAUUGAGGAAGGAUAUAAAUGAUUCAGUGACAAUCACUCCUGGUCCUGGAUAAUAUUCGAUACCUUAGAAUCAAAACACUUAGAUGGUCUCAAUGAAGGGGUCAAAGUAUAACCCCAAUAUUUCGGCAUAUAUUCCAGGGCCAGGACAGUACAGUCCAGAUGAUUCAGUAUGUAAAAACAAGGAAGGUUCAGUGAAAAUUGUACCAGAACAUAGGACUAAAUAAUUAUUAACGCAGUACUUACCAGGACCUGGAUAAUAUUCUGUUAAAUCAUCUCUCGAAGGUCCUUAAUGGGGAUUCUCUAAAGACAUUCGUUAAAGCAUAAUCAAAAAGGAUAUGAUUCCUGGCCCAGGGGCUUACAAUAUCCCUCCUAAAUUUAAUGAGGUUCCAAAGUAUCUAUUGCCAAAACAAUUUUGA